Neltuma alba is the source of this 1036-nucleotide messenger RNA. RefSeq names its product ATP synthase subunit delta', mitochondrial. Bases 125 to 727 code for a protein of 200 amino acids. The record is from RefSeq and is a predicted model, not a curated record. Gene Ontology annotation, biological process: proton motive force-driven ATP synthesis. The transcript has 2 exons. NCBI's taxonomy places the organism in Eukaryota, Viridiplantae, Streptophyta, Magnoliopsida, Fabales, Fabaceae. Gene Ontology annotation, molecular function: proton-transporting ATP synthase activity, rotational mechanism.
CGGAAGGACCAAACAUCCAAUUUCACCGUCCAAACUCAAAACCUUCUUCUCUCUUCUUCUCCAGCCGAUCGCUUUCUUUCUCUCUCUCCGACUCUGCGAGACCCGAGCGAUCCGAUUUCACAUCAUGUUCCGCCGUGCCACUACUUUGCUGGGUCGCCCCCUUCUCAAUGCCAGGUCCCGCCGUUUCUCAACGGAUCUCCCCGCCACUCCCGCUGCUGAUUCCCAGUUCGUUGAAGCAUGGAAGAAGGUCGCUCCUAACAUGGAACCACCCAAGACUCCUCUUGCGUUCAUGACUCCUCGCCCUCCUACUCCCUCCUCGAUCCCAUCCAAGCUCACUGUCAAUUUCGUGCUUCCUUACUCUUCGGAAUUGUCCGCGAAAGAGGUUGACAUGGUCAUAGUACCAGCAACAACUGGACAAAUGGGUGUUCUUCCUGGACAUGUAGCUACAAUUGCAGAGUUGAAACCUGGGGUUCUUUCUGUGCAUGAAGGGAAUGACGUAACCAAGUACUUUGUGAGUAGCGGAUUUGCUUUCGUCCAUGCAAACUCUGUUGCUGACAUAAUAGCUGUUGAGGCAGUGCCAGUUGAUCAAAUUGACGGCAGCCUAGUCCAAAAGGGUCUCCAGGAAUUCACUCAGAAGCUGAGCUCUGCCACGACUGAUUUGGAGAAAGCCGAAGCUCAGAUUGGGAUUGAUGUCCAUAGUGCACUUAAUGCAGCCUUUUCAGGCUGAGUUCUGUGGGGUUUUUCUGCAGAAUAGGUUAUUCUCACCUCCGUCGUUUGUCCUUGAUUUUUUGUUUGUGUAUCAAGAAGUCGCUGAUGAACAUUUGAAUCUUGUAUUACCAUGUUGAAAGUGGAAUUUGGUGAAAAUAAUCUUUCAAUAGAUCCUAUCUAGCUCAAGGAAGUUGUGCAAGAGCUUGGAGCUUGAAGCUCGAAACGAAAGCUUAAUUUCCGUUCUUUACAAGGAAAUAAGAGACCCCUCUCAAAGAGGAUUUUGCUUUUUGUAAUUAGAGAUGGGUGAAGCUGCCCCUAAAAUUCCCCA